Molecule: messenger RNA, 675 nt
Organism: Solanum dulcamara
Lineage: Eukaryota; Viridiplantae; Streptophyta; Magnoliopsida; Solanales; Solanaceae
Exons: 3
Coding region: 1-675 (224 amino acids)
Molecular function (GO): nucleic acid binding; zinc ion binding
Source: RefSeq, a predicted model, not a curated record
AUGGGAGAUAUAAAUGUAUCAAGUUUUGAAGCAAACACAAUGUAUUCAAUCAGUAGAACACCAGUUUCUACAGCAGUGGCUACUGCAGAAAAGCCUAGAAAAUUUACUGGCUUAAAGAAGUUUGUGGCUGUAAAAUUUUUGGACUAUAAGAUAGUUGAUAGCAAGACUGUGAUGUCUCAAGUCCAAGAACUACAAGUCAUUAUUCAUGAUCUUCUAGCAGAAGGUAUGAUCAUAAAUGGAAUAUUUCAAGUAGCGGCAAUAAUCGAGAAAUUGCCUCCUUCAUGGAAAGACUUCAAAAAUUAUUUGAAGCACAAGCGAAAGGAGAUGACUCUUGAAGACUUAAUUGUUCGUCUUAGGAUCGAGGAAGACAACAAGGCUGCUGAAAAUAAGGCUAGAGGAAACUCAAUAAUUAUGGGAGAAAAUAUUAUUGAGGAUGGUCCAAAUAAAUCAAAAAAGAGGAAGAAACCUUCUGGAUCGAAGAACUAUCCUAGUAAAAAGAAGUUCAAAGGAGACUGCCAUAACUGUGGAAAAACUGGACAUAAGGCUAUGAAAUGUCGUGCUUCCAAGAAGGAAAAGAAGAAAGGACAAGUCAACAUGGUUGAUAUAAAUGGGGAUGUUGAAAACUUAUGUGCAAUGCUGACCGAAUGCAACCUGGUAAAAAAUUCCAAAGAAUGA